AUGCAAAUCUUCGUCAAGACCCUCACCGGCAAGACCAUCACCCUCGAGGUGGAGUCUUCCGACACCAUCGACAAUGUGAAGUCCAAGAUCCAGGACAAGGAGGGCAUUCCUCCUGACCAGCAGCGCUUGAUCUUCGCCGGCAAGCAGCUCGAAGAUGGCCGGACUCUGUCCGACUACAACAUCCAGAAGGAGUCCACCCUUCACUUGGUUCUCCGCCUUCGUGGUGGUAUGCAGAUUUUCGUCAAAACCCUGACCGGCAAGACCAUCACUCUUGAGGUCGAGUCAUCCGAUACCAUCGACAACGUCAAGUCCAAGAUCCAGGACAAGGAGGGUAUCCCUCCUGACCAGCAGCGUCUCAUCUUCGCUGGUAAGCAGCUCGAGGACGGCCGGACUCUGUCCGACUACAACAUCCAGAAGGAGUCUACUCUCCACUUGGUCCUUCGUCUGCGUGGUGGUAUGCAGAUCUUCGUCAAGACUUUAACCGGCAAGACAAUCACACUGGAGGUGGAGUCAUCUGAUACCAUCGACAAUGUCAAAUCAAAGAUCCAGGACAAGGAGGGUAUUCCCCCUGACCAGCAGCGUCUUAUCUUUGCUGGUAAGCAGCUGGAAGACGGUCGUACCCUGAGCGACUACAACAUCCAGAAGGAGAGCACCCUUCACUUGGUUCUCCGUCUGCGUGGUGGCCAGUAA
This is a messenger RNA of Trichoderma asperellum CBS 433.97, 690 nucleotides long. The record is from RefSeq and is a predicted model, not a curated record. Lineage: Eukaryota; Fungi; Ascomycota; Sordariomycetes; Hypocreales; Hypocreaceae.